GACCCGUCUCAGAGUCUUCGCUCCCCUGCCCUGCCAGCGGCCGCCGCGAGGGCUUUUUUGUGCCAGCCAGCCCAUUCAUUGUCUUGCACAACCAUCGUCAUUGCAUCCAGUUCCCAGCCUCGCUGCCCAUCCAUCACCUCGCCGCCCUCGUCCAUUUGUACAAUCUCCCCUCCAUCUGCAUCUGUCUUCUUCUAUGCGUUCAUAGCCAAACAGGCAUUGCCAUCCCUGCUUUUCCGCCCGUGCACACCCCAGACAAAGACCCCUCCGUCCCCAUCAUCGUCAUCCAUCUCACUUGGAGCCUCUGCUGCCCAAUCCAGAGCCAGCUUACUGAGCUGUUCGCCACGACCCGCGAAUCCCUUUCUCAGCACAUCGCGCGAAUCGUUCAGCUCAUCAACUCUUGAACGGCUGCUGGUACCCGUGGACCGCUCGUGGCUGCAGCAUCUUGGCUUCUCCGCAUCACCCAGCUGCGCGACAAACAUUCCAAAGGACGGACAAUGGCAGCCCCUCGAACGAAGCGGCAGUUCGCCGGUGCUGCCAGCGACCCCGCGCAGCGUCAGAUCACCGCCUUCUUCAACUCAUCCGCCACGUCAUCUGCAUCGUCGACUUCGCAUGUCGCCCAUUCUGUCGCUCAAUCAAACUCGCCCGCCUUGCCCGCAUCGGUCCAAUCCAACCUCAUCUCGGUCGGCAUGCGCGUGCGCAAGUCUGUGCCCGAGGGCUACAAGACGGGCACAUACAGCGCCUUCUCGCUCUGGGACGACGCCAACACCACCGCCUCCUCCUCAUUCUCCACAAAGAAGCAGAACGACUUCACCGGAGACUACACGGCCGCCAGCUCACCAGAGCGCAACCGGUCACGGGCAAACGCCUUUUCUACCCCACGCGAGCUGAUGCCGUUCUGCGGCAUCCACAGGGUCGGCGGGCUCGACGUCCAACCCGGCUGGGGCAGCAGCAGCUCGCACCCUCAAUCUCACGACAGCCCCCUGGACGACUUUGACGACCUCCCCGGCCUGACGAGUAGCCAGGAGUCCGCCGUCAACACCGACUCGUGGGCCGCCGCCGCCACCAACGACAUUGCCGAGACCAACAAUGCCCGCAAGCGCUUCUUCGUGGACGAGGAGGACGGAGUCAGCAGCAGCAGCAGCACAAGCACGAGGAGCCUGGCGCCCAUGGGCUGGGACAACGGGCGUCGUGUCAUCGCAGUGCCCAAGAAGAUGCGCUCGCGAGGCAAGCCGGCGCUGGCGGGUACACCUGAGCUAGCCGCUUCUUUCUUCGCUGGUCAUCGCGCGUCCAAGCUCGACCAGGAGAAUGUCAUGGUCAUGGACACCGAUUUCGAAGAGGCCGACUUCCUCGACCAGCAGAAGAGCUGGGAGGUGGCCAUGAGCGAUGCGUGAUGGAUUUGCGUGUGUGUGAAAGAGAGACAGAGCGGAGACCCGGGACGGCUGACGACAGAGGAUUGGAGCUCCAACACUAGGCGGAUUUGUCUGUUGUUGUAUGAUGAAGACACCUUGGGUUUUGACAAGGGGUACGUGUUUUGAGAUGAUACCACGGGACGGAUUUGAGAGGAUCGCGCGUUUCUGUUUUUGGCAAAUGGAACGAUCUCACAAAUUUAGAGGUCGCAAGGCGCAUGGCAUUUUCCUCGGGCGUUGUAGGAGCGUUUGUUUUAGAUCUAGCACAGUCACUUUUUCUCUUUCUGGAAUCAAUGUGGUUCUUGAUAACAAAA
Messenger RNA from Microdochium trichocladiopsis, 1720 nucleotides. RefSeq names its product ribonucleotide reductase inhibitor-domain-containing protein. The record is from RefSeq and is a predicted model, not a curated record. Gene Ontology annotation, molecular function: ribonucleoside-diphosphate reductase inhibitor activity. The coding region runs from base 495 to 1391 and encodes 298 amino acids. Gene Ontology annotation, cellular component: cytoplasm; nucleus. Lineage: Eukaryota; Fungi; Ascomycota; Sordariomycetes; Xylariales; Microdochiaceae. The transcript has a single exon.